GAAGUGAUAACGAAAAUCAAUAACAACUAAUUACAAUAUUUUUUGUUUUACUUGUAACUUGUUAUUUAUUAUUAUUAUUGUUAUAUUGAUUAAAAGACAACGAUUAUUUGCGGAGUUGAAUUAUUGUAGAAUGGUUGGCCAAUUGGCUAUGAUACAUUGACACGUGAACUGUAGAAUUUUAACAUUUUAAAUUAGUAUUUUUUUUAUACUAUUCUACAUUUUGGUUGAUACUAAACAUUUUUCGUAUGUUUACUGAGUUAAUAUCAUUGAAAUUUACUUAUAAGUUACAUUAAUAUAUUAAGUCUGAAAAGUAUAUACAUUUUUAAAAAAAUACUUAUAAAUGUAUCAUUAACAUCAGCUUAUACAUUUAAAUUAAAAGGAAUACUAGAAGAUAACCUCAGAUUGUUACAUAAAACAUUGUUAAGAUGUUUCCGAUGGAAGAAUCAGAUGAAGUAUUUGAUGCUGUUAUACGCUAUGGUUUAUACUUAGUUGCCAUUUUUCAAUUAGUAUGCAUAACAACUGUAUUUUUGUUGACUGACCAAUCUAAUGACUCAAAAGAUAACGGUGAUGGCAGUGAAUAUGAUUCUGAUGGCAGUACAUUUGCAUCACCUAGACGUCCAUAUUCUCAUCAUAGAUCAAGAAAACAAGACAAGAAGAAAAGACGAUGAGUUAAAAUAAUUUAUACUUGUAAAAUUGUUCCUUUUUUUAAGCUUAGUUAUUUUUAUUAUAGUAAUCUAUUACUAAUAGGUAUUUUUUAUAUACACAACCUUAAACUUUAAAAUCUCAUUUAUGUAUUUUACUUAUAUUAUUUAUAUAUUACCCUUUAUAUUGUUUAUUUAUACCUCUUCAAUAUAUACAAUUAGAAAAAACAA
Metopolophium dirhodum (rose-grain aphid) is the source of this 872-nucleotide messenger RNA. Its product is annotated as protein anon-73B1. The transcript is spliced from 3 exons. The record is from RefSeq and is a predicted model, not a curated record. NCBI's taxonomy places the organism in Eukaryota, Metazoa, Arthropoda, Insecta, Hemiptera, Aphididae. Gene Ontology annotation, cellular component: membrane. The coding region runs from base 426 to 668 and encodes 80 amino acids.